AUGCCACACGACAAAGUGUCUCCACUUCCACCAAACUACAUCUUCUCUCCAAAUGACAAAUUCUACUAUGCUCCUGCCACGUGUAACUCGAUGCACUACACAACAGCCGCCUACAUUUCUGCUUUCGUAGAAUUCGUCGUUAUGGGAACUGGAGCUAUUUGUUUCUACGUGAUGAGCCACAAGACAGACACAAUCGACAAGUGGUUGUUCUAUCUUCAAGCAUUGAUUACUGUAUUUUCUGUGAUUACUUCUCUUCUGAUGACAGUUGGAAUGCGGAAGGAGAAACCACAAUUAUUCUCUCCAAAGCUUGCAUUCAUUACUCUUGAAAUCGGAUUCCUUCUCUUCUGGGCUGGAAUUUCUGUUCUCUGCAUGUCAAUUGGAAUCGAUUUCACUCGUUCGGCAUUCGGACACUUUGGAAGAGUUCUUCAAAUUGAGAAGGAUUACGGACCGAUCUGGCCAUUCAAUGUGGCUGUGGUCUCUUUCUUCACUGCUGCCAUUGCUAUCUGGACUCGAAUCAUUGUUCAAGGAGCAUGCGACUAUCUGUUGGACAAGGAAUAUUUUUCCAGUAAGCAAAAUGUUGAAUUGAGAGAGGCAUCUAAGUCGAGAUAA
This is a messenger RNA of Caenorhabditis briggsae, 609 nucleotides long. RefSeq names its product Protein CBR-CUTI-1 (gene Cbr-cuti-1). The record is from RefSeq and is a predicted model, not a curated record. The transcript is spliced from 4 exons. Bases 1 to 609 code for a protein of 202 amino acids. NCBI's taxonomy places the organism in Eukaryota, Metazoa, Nematoda, Chromadorea, Rhabditida, Rhabditidae.